Messenger RNA from Cokeromyces recurvatus, 1440 nucleotides. Its product is annotated as 26S protease regulatory subunit 4. Gene Ontology annotation, molecular function: ATP hydrolysis activity; ATP binding; proteasome-activating activity. NCBI's taxonomy places the organism in Eukaryota, Fungi, Mucoromycota, Mucoromycetes, Mucorales, Mucoraceae. The record is from RefSeq and is a predicted model, not a curated record. Gene Ontology annotation, cellular component: proteasome regulatory particle, base subcomplex. The transcript has a single exon. The coding region runs from base 172 to 1185 and encodes 337 amino acids. Gene Ontology annotation, biological process: proteasome-mediated ubiquitin-dependent protein catabolic process.
GGAGCCUCCCGUGCCUACUCGCGUAGGUAAGAAGAAGAAGAGAGGACCUGAUACAACUGCCAAAUUACCUCAAGGUAAACCUUAAUGCUCAUCAUUCUUUAAGAGUUUUAAUGUAUAAAUUAUUGUUAUUAUUAUUAUUUAGUUUUCCCUACAACUCGUUGUCGUCUCAAGAUGCUCAAGAUGGAACGUAUUAAAGAUUAUUUAUUGCUUGAAGAAGAAUUUGUGCAGAACCAAGAAAGAUUGAAGCCUCAAGAAGAACGAGAUCAAGAAGAGAGAACACGUGUAGACGAUCUACGUGGCUCUCCUAUGACAGUAGGUUCAUUAGAAGAGAUUAUAGAUGACGAUCACGUCAUUGUCUCUUCAGCUACAGGACCAGAAUAUUAUGUUUCUGUUAUGAGUUUUGUCGAUAAAGAUUUAUUAGAACCAGGUUGUAGUGUAUUAUUGCAUCAUAAAACGAUGUCUGUUGUCGGUGUUUUAGCUGAUGAUACAGAUCCUAUGGUGAGUGUUAUGAAACUCGAAAAGGCACCUACUGAGUCUUAUGCUGAUAUUGGUGGUUUGGAACAACAAAUCCAAGAAAUCAAGGAAGCUGUUGAAUUGCCAUUAACACACCCUGAAUUAUAUGAGGAAAUGGGUAUCAAACCUCCUAAAGGCGUUAUUUUAUAUGGUGUACCAGGUACAGGUAAGACUUUAUUGGCUAAAGCUGUUGCGAAUCAAACAAGUGCUACCUUUUUGCGUAUCGUGGGUUCAGAGUUGAUUCAGAAAUAUUUGGGUGAUGGUCCUAAAUUGGUACGUGAAUUGUUCCGUGUAGCAGAGGAGAAUGCACCUGCUAUUGUUUUCAUUGAUGAAAUUGAUGCUGUUGGUACAAAACGUUAUGAUUCUACUUCAGGCGGUGAACGUGAAAUUCAACGUACAAUGUUGGAAUUAUUGAAUCAAUUGGAUGGUUUUGAUUCAAGAGGUGAUGUCAAGGUUAUUAUGGCUACGAAUAAGAUUGAUAGUUUAGAUCCUGCUUUAAUUCGUCCCGGUCGUAUUGAUCGUAAGAUUGAAUUCCCAUUGCCUGAUGUCAAAACAAAGCGUAGAAUCUUUAAUAUUCAUACUUCAAGGAUGACUUUGGCUGAUGAUGUUGAUUUAGAAGAAUUUGUCAUGUCAAAGGAUGAUCUAUCAGGCGCUGAUAUCAAGGUAAUUUAAGAUAGAUAAAGAAAAAAGGAAUGAUACAUAUUUAUUUUUUUUUUAUUAUUAUUUUAUUAUAGGCUAUUUGUACGGAGGCGGGCUUAAUGGCAUUACGUGAACGUCGUAUGAAAGUUAUAGCAGAAGAUUUCCGUAAAGCAAAGGAGAAAGUAUUGUAUAGAAAGAGUGAAGGCACUCCUGAAGGUCUUUAUCUUUAAAUAAAUAACUGUCGUCUAAUAAAGAAAGAAAAAAAUAUACAAAAAAAAAUAUACAUGU